This is a messenger RNA of Poecilia reticulata (guppy), 954 nucleotides long. RefSeq lists its product as uncharacterized. Gene Ontology annotation, biological process: regulation of extrinsic apoptotic signaling pathway. The record is from RefSeq and is a predicted model, not a curated record. Lineage: Eukaryota; Metazoa; Chordata; Actinopteri; Cyprinodontiformes; Poeciliidae.
AAUGUCAGAAAUAAUAAAAAUGGUUUUAAAAAGAUCAUAUUUGUCCCGCCCUCUGCUUCAUGGCGUUACCUGACCGUUACCUGUCAGAAAUGAAGCAUCUCUCAGGGCUGCAGCGCCACCCAGAGGCCGACGGCGUACUUCAGGAAGUACGGCUUCCAGCGCGGCUUGAAGUAGCGGCUUCAAAGGUGAACAUGGAGAGUCUGCAGGAUCAGGACAAGCUGUUGCUGCUGGUGGAGAAAUACUGCAACCUCAGGUCACCACCAGUAGCAUAUUUCGAGGGACCAGUAGAACCAGAGAGGCCUUCAGGCCUGUCACCCUGCAAACCAUUAGUAGAUAAAACAUUGAUUCUUCGAAUACCCUCCGUGGACAUAGAGUCUGACUCCUUCGAUCGUUCUGGAUCUGUAAGAAAAGCCCAGAAUGUCCCGAGGCAGCUGGCGAAGAUUGCGGAUUCGGCACCGAUUGCCGAGCAGAACCUCCAGACACAAGACGAGAUCAUCCAGAGGCUCGUCGAGCUGAUGAUAACACUUGGAGAUGACAUUAAUAUGAAGCUCAAACAGAACCCGGCCCUGCAGCAGCAGCUCCAGGACCUGAACUACAACCUGUUUGAGAAGCUGACGUGCACCGUGCAGAACCUGGUGGCGCCACCGGACCAGGCGGCAUGCCCAGACGGUCUGGUCCAGAAGCAGAGGAUCGCCUGGGCCUUUGAGGUGACCAGCAGACUGUCCUCCGUCACUGUGGUCCACCGCAGGGCGAUACAGCAGUUUGGAGCCCGAUACAUCGCAGAGAAUCACGCUGGCUGGGUCCAGCAGCAAGGAGGCUGGGAGGAAGCUUUUGACUGAACAGCUGACCGGUCAGACGGAGAAAACUAAACUGUGAACAACUUGAAGAUAUUUAUUUUUUCUAAUUAAGAUUUGAAGUUUUUGGAAUAAAAUCAAAAUGAAAAAGGAAAACUGA